AUGCUACAGUCACAUAUCCACCAGGCCCCGUACGAAUUUUUCUACCUACGGCGAAUUUCUAUGAUUUCGGGAAAUCGGGGGAAUCGCAGGGAAAAUGUUGCUGUCGGGAAGACUGCGUCUCAGAGCUCAUACGUCGACACUAGUAUAAGUGCAAACAACGCUGUGGAUGACAACACCACACAGUUAUCGUGUAUUCUUACCGCCACAAAUCAGUCAUACACCUGGUGGGAGGUGGAUUUGGGUGAACAGUAUUUCAUUCAUGAAGUUGUAAUCCACUUCAGGACAGGCUGGACAUGGAGGCGAAAUGGAAUUCAGGUGUACACGUCUAUUUCACCACAACAGAGUAAUAAUGGACAGCCAUGUGGUGAACAAAUCUCAGGUAACAUGGAUGGAUCUGGCAUCCCGGAUGUUCCAACUAGAACCUGUAAUGUGAUGGGGAGGUACGUGACACUCUACCAAGCCACAUAUAACCGUGGUACAUGCGGUGACUAUAACUGUGAUGGUACGACGGCCAUGGAUUUCUGUGAAGUUUUGGUUAUGGCAUGCACGCCGAAUGUCAAAUACGGAGCUAACUGUGACAUGAACUGUAUCCAACGUAAAUGCGCAUCUUCGUCUGCAUCAUGCGAUGUACAGACAGGAAAUUGUGGAAAUGGUGGAUGUCGUCCAGGCUACCAGGGACUCGACUGCACACAAGCAUGUGCGAGUGGUGUAAAGUACGGCUCUAACUGUAUCAAACCAUGUGAUGACCGUCACUGUGCUCCUAGUGGCUCGUACAGAUCCACGUGUCCUGCAGCUACUGGAAAAUGUUAUUGGGGAUGUGACCCAGGAUGGAAGGAAGAUGACUGUACACAAGCAUGUGAGAGUGGUGUAAAGUACGGCUCUAACUGUAUGAAGUCAUGUGAUGCCCGACACUGUGCCCCUAGUGGCUCGGACAAAUCCACGUGUCCUGCAGCUACUGGAAAAUGUGAGUGGGGAUGUACCCCAGGAUGGAAGGGAGACGACUGUACACAAGGAACGAAUCUCCUCAGUGGAUAA
Gigantopelta aegis is the source of this 1035-nucleotide messenger RNA. Its product is annotated as multiple epidermal growth factor-like domains protein 10. The record is from RefSeq and is a predicted model, not a curated record. The transcript is spliced from 7 exons. The coding region runs from base 1 to 1035 and encodes 344 amino acids. NCBI's taxonomy places the organism in Eukaryota, Metazoa, Mollusca, Gastropoda, Neomphalida, Peltospiridae.